AAGCUCUGCUUCAAGCUGUAGUAGCGGACUGUUGCAAGACAAACUCAAGAAACGCGCGUUUAUUAAAACUGUAGAACUCGUGCGGUGCGGACGUAUUGUUUGACGUUUCGCGUACAUUGCAACAAAUUCCACGGAGAAAGAAUUGGUACCCAAGUAGAGAGUUUCCAAAGGGAAGUGCACUUAAUGGUUCAUUAAAAAAUUUAUAUUCUCCUUUCACUGCUAAAAUAGAGAAGUGCCGAAAAAGUGCAAUACAAAAAUCAAAACUAAUAAAAAGAAGAAAUUCAUCGUAAAGUAUAAAAUUAUGCGAUCAUCAGCACGAAUCCCUUACCGGGGAUUAAACACAUUGUGGCUAUUUGCCGUUUGUACUAUUACCGUUACUUUAUUGAGUGGAUCAUUUGUGACGACAGCUUUUGGAGCGCCAGCCAAACUUGAUGGCAUUGCACCACCACCACAAUCGCCAUUUCCUUUAGAAGCGCAACCAGCAGUAUUCACCGACGCAGUUGCUGCUGCUCUCAAUAGCGAUAACGGUGGCGGUGCUGGUGGUUUCAUCAAAAGCCAACCUUCGGCCGUUGAUAGUUAUGGUAAUCCGAUUGAGGCGCUCAAACCCAUCGAUACACCUGAUGGCCGGAAGGUAAUCAGUGCGCAGGGUUUACAAUUUGAAAUACCCAACUAUGCCUCGGGCAUAACCGAGAUAAAGAAGCCAGCCGAUGACCUACUGCCACCAUUCAUUGAUCCCAUUGCCGUUGGUGUGCCGAGCGACUCGAUUGAUGGUACAACCGGUACGGGAUCAUUUCCCGAGGCUGCUGCUACAGUAGAUGUGGAAAAUGCUCAACUAGUCGAAAUGAAGUCGGAGCAGUCAAGUCCAGUCUCACCAAAGCAAACCGGUCACGAACGAAAUAGCGCUCUUAACUCAUUACCGUCAUAUAUACUUGAACUUAACGACCCUGACAUUGGUGGUCCGGUUGAAUAUGUGCCCGCCGAUGAUACGUCAUCCUUGAAGGUCAUAGCAUGGGAUUUACUGCCACCACUAGAGCAAGAAUCCAAAAUAAGUACCUCUCUAACCGCGGCACAGACUUUAAAUUCGCAAGGCGGUCUAAACGCCGUCUCUAGUAAAGAAAGUGUUUCCAUAGUACCGCUUACUGAUUCAAAACGGAGUGGCGUUUAUUUCACGAGUUCAACUACUACCAUACCCAGGUCAACUACUGUGCGGACAACAAGGCCGACGACAACGAGGACUACAACGACAACCCAACGACCAACAACGACAACUCAUCGUCCAACUACGACAACCCAUCGUCCAACCACAACAACAACACGUCGCGCCACAACCACAUUCCGCACCACUACAACAACAACCACACCCGCGCCACUUAACCCCAACGACUUCUUCCAAUUGGAAGGUGGCGACUCUUACACCAUACCAUCUUGGUUGGCCGAUAUUGAUGACCCUGAGUUGGAUGCCGCUGUAACAUUUAUCACUCCGGAAAAUAUUCAAGAAUAUAAUGACACAAUUUCACGUGAUAUCCUCCCUCCACUUGAACCAUAUACCGAUCUUAAUAACAUCGAUUUGCCGGGACCAACAGGUCAAUUUACAACUACCACUACCACGAGCCGUCCACGUACCACAGUAACAACUUCUAGUACUCGUCAAGCAUUUACCACUACUACCCGACGUCCCACCGUUUCAACACCCCGACCACAUUGGGUGCGCGCUUAUCCCACGACCGCCCGAACUACCUCUACCACAACCACCCAAAGACCAAACACUUUCGAUGAUCGUUUCUCUUCUAAUCAUAUCGCACAAUCGCACGAUUCAAUACUCGCCUCAUCUACCACAUUUCCCAGUUCGAAAGUGAGCACAUCAUUCCUUAGUAAAAGCGCCACCAGCACCACAACGACGACACAAAGACCGCGUUUGAUAACACCUACGCACCAACAACACAAUGAUUUCAAUAGGUUUAAUCAAAAUCUUCCUACUACUAACACAGAUCAUAUAACGAAUACCGAAGUGGAGAAUAGUCAAGGAGCCGGAAAAUCAAAAUUCUCAAAUUCAAAUCCCUUCUUACCAACACGCAGCAAUGAUGCACCUUCGUUAGGAUCGUUGAAUACAAACAAAUUUUCCACUACAACCACAACAACCACAUCGACGACGACUACAACUCCAGCAACACCAAUAGAGGAGAAUCCAUUCGAUUCCGCCACCAUACCGUCAUGGUUAGCUGAUUUCGAUUAUCCCGACUUAGCCCCAGGUGUGCCGUUCAUAUACAAUACAGGCGACUCCAAGUCAGAGGUCUCCAAUGAUUUAUUACCACCUUCACAGCAGAACAUACUGGCGACAGAUGCAACAAAACCUGUUUUCAUAACAUCCUCCCCCCCAUCCUUUAAUUCCUUUCAAAUUUCACCCAGUUUAACUAAUCGGCACGACUCCAUUUCUGCUUCCGCCUCUACUUCUACUACACGUACUUUCGCUUUUAAUAAUUUCCCAUCAAAAGUCACCACAACUGUCAAACCAUCCAGCAUCCAUAAUGCAUUCGCGAUAGUGCCUAACAACAAAAACAACAAUCAAGAAGAGACGGCUGCUUUGCCACCAGUCCUUUUCAUACCACCUACUGCAGAAACCGAAAGUAACGUCAACGCUGCUGCCGUAAAUGAGGUCAACAAGGAAAAUCCACAAACAAACAAUCUAAACGCUAAUAAUUACAGCCAACAACAACAAACUCAACUGCAACCAGCAGCAACAGCUGGACAAGCAUUUAACCAGAAACCAUCCUCAUCAAGUUUUAAUAAAAAUUUUCCAGCUCCAUUCGAAUCAACAACGGCGCCUGGAAGCGCCGAUGCAGCGUCAUCAGGGGAUCAAGAACUUGGCAGUUCGACAAAGACCACUUUUACGAAGAGUAACGAAGGCAAAGUGAUAACCAACAACAUAUUCGGUUUUACCAGUGAUGCUACAAUACCAUCAAAGCAAUUUGGAUUUACUACGAGUACCACCGCUGGACAAACAACUCUUCAAAAAGAUUUCCAGCACAGUACAUCGGAUCGUUUCUCAAGUAGUAGCAGUAGCUUUAGUGGAAGUUCGCAAACCUUUAAUAAGGCUGCAACACCUAGCAGUUUCUCUAGUUUUACCAGCACACAGCAAAGCAUGAAUUUCGGCGGCUUUAAUAGCAACGGUGCCAUUGUUCCAGCAACUAGUAUUGGCGUUGGUAAAUACACUGGUGGUUUUGGUGGAGCACCAGGUGUGUUGGGCAGCGGAAAACUGGGUUAUGCAGUGCAAGCAGAUGGAUCUACCCGGCCUUCAUCCAGUGGCGCAUUCGGCCAGGCAACAGUAGGUCUACCUACAACCGCACCAAAGCUGCCCACAAACCCAAGUUUUGCAAACCGCAUCGGCAUUGCGACACCAGCCGGUGUCACGCCCGACACCGGCGUGGGUGUUAAUAAAUAUCAGGGCACUUUUGGCGGUCCACCCGGGGUGUUGGUCCCUUUUGACAUUGCCAAAAGCGGAUAAUUUCACUAUAAGUAAACACCACUAAGAGCCUAUCGGAGUGUCAAAGAUUAUUUAUUUAUAACACACGUUUGUUUAUACUAUAUGGUAUGUCAGAGAGUAUUCUAAUUUAUGUAAAGAGUUUGCGUUUAUUCUGUAACGGGACAAAAAUAAGCCAACGAUUGAAUAAACUAUGUAAAAUUGUAUGUAAUAAAAUUAUAAAAAAAUCUAA
Messenger RNA from Anastrepha obliqua, 3710 nucleotides. RefSeq names its product mucin-2-like. The transcript has 5 exons. Lineage: Eukaryota; Metazoa; Arthropoda; Insecta; Diptera; Tephritidae. Bases 302 to 3502 code for a protein of 1066 amino acids. The record is from RefSeq and is a predicted model, not a curated record.